AUGCCGUAUGUAAGAGGUGCAGCGAAAGCGAUAGAGCUGUCCUGGGACGCUUUUCCAAAGCCAACACCAGAGUCUGAGAGCUGGCAACCCGAUCCGGACUCAGUUCCUAUUGCGGGCGGCCUCCCUGAUCCUCGUUUCAACAAGGAUCCUCUCACUGAGAGGCAAAAGAUGGCCUUGAAGCGUAACAAGCGUCACGGGUUCGCUACUGAUGACCUCAACACAAGCACUUGCUUCAGCUCACCCGCUGCUUUCAUAUCAAGGAUUAACACUCCUACUGGUGUCGGUAGUUGGCCUGCACCGGCACCGCGUGCAACUGGUUUGUCUCGUGUAUUUGCUCCUCCUGCGGUUCAGCAUCCCAUCUUCACCACGCCUGAGACUCUUAAACCAGCCAAGGAAGCCGUUGCUGCUCCAACUAUGGCGCCAUUGUUUGAUCAAGUCACCACUACAGCGCGUUGGUUCACUAAUGGCUCCGAAGGGUCUACGGAGACACUUCCAGUUCAGCCUCUCUUCCAACGCCCUCAUACGCCUGCCGCUAGCAUCACCUCACAGCAGUCUGAGUCCCCGACAAAGACUCCGGCUCCAGCCUGGGCUCGCUCACUGGCGCACCUUCUCGGCGAGCCGCCGCCCAAGCUUGCUCCUCUAAGUCAACCUCUUCCGGCGCUUAACCAACCUGCUACACUGCCACCGGCAUCUACACCCCCUCACCUUCGCAAGCAGAGACUGGCAGCCAAGACAGAGUCUACGAAAGCUACUGCAGUUUCAAAGUCUACGAAUGUCACAGGCCAAGAGACAUUCACCCGCCAAGACGACAUUGGUCCGGUACAUUAUCCAGCUGAGGGUGACGCUGAACCUAUCAAGAUGGUCGAGGGACUCAACGUGCAGAAAACAUUACUAGAAAGCUUCAUCCCUAAGAAGCCCGUCUCAUCCUUCCAGGAUCACCGUCGCUAUCUGAACACAAAGCUCAUCAGUAUCAUGGAGGACGAGAUGGACAUGCAGACACGCACAACAAGACAGCAACUUCAGGGCAUGAGCGACAGUGAGUUUGACAGCCACCUUGCCAAAACAACAUAUAUGCACAAGCUCAGCUGGGAGGUCAAGCAGAGGACCCGUGAGACUGGUGAAAUGGACCUGAAGGCUUCUCUGGCCAACUUCUAG
Messenger RNA from Macroventuria anomochaeta, 1155 nucleotides. RefSeq lists its product as uncharacterized. NCBI's taxonomy places the organism in Eukaryota, Fungi, Ascomycota, Dothideomycetes, Pleosporales, Didymellaceae. The transcript is spliced from 3 exons. The record is from RefSeq and is a predicted model, not a curated record. The coding region runs from base 1 to 1155 and encodes 384 amino acids.